This is a messenger RNA of Acanthamoeba castellanii str. Neff, 1224 nucleotides long. RefSeq lists its product as uncharacterized. The coding region runs from base 1 to 1224 and encodes 407 amino acids. The transcript has a single exon. The record is from RefSeq and is a predicted model, not a curated record. Lineage: Eukaryota; Discosea; Longamoebia; Acanthamoebidae.
AUGAAGAGAAAGGAGGAAAAAAAUUUCUACAACACGUCGGCUACGGCGACCGGUAUUCCAUUCGCCAAGGUCGACGGUGGGGCCGCUGCACCCAAGGGAGGCGGCAUCCCCUUUGCCGCCCCCCACCCCCAUCCCUCGGGCCUCAGCCGAGAUCAGCCGCCAGCCGGCCUCUUUCGCAAUCCUGGGCCACCUGGUGGUGGCUUCGGUGGCCCUCCACCCUCUAUGGGCGGGCCUGGUAUGGGCCGUGGCUUUGGCGGCGGCAUGGCCCCUCCUCACCGCAACGCGCCCCCCUUUCCUCACCCGCCUCGCGGUGGCCCCACGCCGCCUCACUUCCGACCACCGCACGGUGCCGGCGACGGCUUUCCUCGCCCGCCUCCGCCCAACUUCCAACCACCUGGCGGUCCGGGUGGUCCUGGCGGCCGCGGCGCACCACCUCACGGCGGCCCGCCUGGUGGCGGAUUUCGUCAGCCGCCACCCCAACAGCCGACGCCCAACAAGGCCAAGGCCAAGGCGGGAGCCGACGGCGACGAGGAGAUGAUCGAGUCCGAGUUCGUGGAGAUCGAAGACGACUUCAUCGAGCGGCCACGGCGCCCGCGCAAGCAGCCACCACCAACACAACCAGCAGCUGGCCGCGGCGGCGGCAGGGGCAAGGGCAGCGACGACGACCACUGGCCGCUCAAGGGUCCGAUGCACCACCACCACCACGAGGGCACGGCGCUGCUUCCCCACCGACGACACGGCGCGCACGGCGACGACCCCGAGCGGCAGCGGUACAGGGUCAUCAAGUUCAUCUACCUGGCCCUCUUCGCCGUGGCCUCGCUCGAGGUGGUGCUCAUCACCUCGCUCAGCGGCUGGCUCAUGCACAUGGUGUCGUGCAUCCUCUACGAGUCCUGUUCGCCCACCCAGGAGCGGCUCAUGUCGUUCGGCCUCUACUUUGGCAUCCUGUGCGCCGUGUUCAUCGUGCCGUACCUGAUCGGUGGCCUCGGCGUGGCCACGUCGUCGCCGCGCAUCCUGUGGUUCUUCUCCUUCAUCUCGGCCCUCAUCGACGUCGUCAUCGUCGUGCUGCUAUCGGUCUACGUGCGCUGGGAGGUCGCGCUGGGCAUGAUCCCGCUCGUGCUGUGCGCCCUCUUCGGCUUCGCCAUGAGCUCGGUCCUCACCCACGAAGAAGCCCUCCGAGGACCCGACGCCAUGCACAAUCGAUGCUGCCUCUUCCUUUGUUGCUGA